Molecule: messenger RNA, 290 nt
Organism: Dipodomys ordii (Ord's kangaroo rat)
Lineage: Eukaryota; Metazoa; Chordata; Mammalia; Rodentia; Heteromyidae
Product: small ubiquitin-related modifier 2-like
Exons: 2
Coding region: 1-258 (85 amino acids)
Biological process (GO): protein sumoylation
Cellular component (GO): nucleus
Molecular function (GO): ubiquitin-like protein ligase binding; protein tag activity
Source: RefSeq, a predicted model, not a curated record
AUGGCCGACAAAAAGACCAAGGAAGGAGUCAAGACUGAGAACAACGAUCAUAUUAUUUUGAAGGUGGCGGGGCAGGAUGGUUCUGUGGUGCAGUUUAAGAUGAAGAGGCACACACCAUUUAGUAAACUAACGGAAGCCUAUUGUGAACCACAGGACACACCUGCACAGGUGGAAAUGAAGGAUGAAGAUACAAUUAAUGUGCUCCAGCAGCAGACAGGAGGGAACCUGCUACUUUGCUCCAGAACUUUGUUCUUAUAGACCAAGAAUGCAUUCUUAAUUAGAAAACUGCA